UCACUUUCUAAUGUUUUUUUAAAGCGACGCGCUAGAAAAGCUUACCGAAGCAUGUUAAAUUUUGCUGGAAUUACGCAUCUUGUGCAAAAUCAUCCAUAUUUGGCCACCGUUGCAUUGGGUGCUGGCACUAUUUUAGCAUCCGAGGUGAUCUGGAGAGUAUUAAAGUUUCCCAUGGGCCUAAUUGGAAAAACAAAGCCACUCCGUGUUCACGAAGUUGUGCUUUUCAACGAAUUGGGCGAGACCUGUUCGUCCCUCUACAGUAAUAUAAGGUCGGAAUCGGAGGGAUUGGUGGUGGCCGAGCUCACGUGCGACAACCCGUACUGUUCCUUCAAAGGUCUCAGCAAAAUGGUGGAGCAGAUCGAUAAGGCGGUGUACGCCAUGGACGUUGCCAUCUACACGUUCUCUUCAACCUUGUGCGAGGCAUUGAAGCGAGCCCUACAGCGCGGCGUCACAAUUCGGAUCAUCACCGACAAUGAGAUGGUCUCCGCUUCCGGCUCGCAGCUCAGCCAUUUGGCUGACUUGGGAGUGCCGGUGCGCGGACAUGGCACCUACCUGAUGCACCACAAGUUCGUCGUGAUCGACGGCGUGGAGCGGGUGCAGGAGAUCCAGCGGCUCAAAAAGCGCAAGUGGAUGCAGGACACCUGUAGCGUCUUAAUUAACGGAUCUGUUAACUGGACGCGAAUGGGAUUUGGCGGCAACUGGGAGAACUGUAUUAUCACGGACGACAAUGUGCUGGCGCACUCCUUCCCGGAAUUCAAUCGGAUGUGGAAAGCUUUCGAAACAUUCCUGUCGACUUUGCGAAGAACCCAUUAGAUUUAGAU
This is a messenger RNA of Drosophila serrata, 821 nucleotides long. It is a transcript of the gene zuc, whose product is annotated as Mitochondrial cardiolipin hydrolase zuc. The record is from RefSeq and is a predicted model, not a curated record. Gene Ontology annotation, cellular component: mitochondrion. Lineage: Eukaryota; Metazoa; Arthropoda; Insecta; Diptera; Drosophilidae. Gene Ontology annotation, biological process: piRNA processing. Gene Ontology annotation, molecular function: RNA endonuclease activity producing 5'-phosphomonoesters, hydrolytic mechanism.